AUGAUCAAAUUUUUUGUAAUUAUUGGGAUAGCUGCUAGCCAAUUUACUAUUGUCCCUGUUCUUUACAGCCAAUACACUUCACCUUUUAUGGUCAAUUAUUUUAAGAGUACUUUGGACUGUUCAGAUUUAAAUGAUGAAAGAUGUAAAAUUGCCUCCCAAUUUCGGUUCAAGGUUUAUGAGGUAUCAGACUCAUCCGACCUAGACAGCAUUUUUAUGGGCUCAGACACUAUUGUCAUGUAUGAUGGGUGUGCUUCACUCGGGCUGACAACACUAAUAAACGAAUACGCAAGAAAAUUAGGAUUUCUUCAGCUUAUUAUAGGCUAUGCCUCUGAAAAAACUUUGCCAUAUGUGUUUUACACAGAUUAUUCUUAUAAAUCUUAUGUUAAUGCAGCUUUAUCUAUUGCAAAAACUUAUAAAAUUGAAAAAGCAAUCGCGAUUAUCAGUAGCGAAUUUUCUGAAAUGGAUUUUUCGAAUAAUGAAGGAGUUGAAAUAGUAGCCCAGUUAAUAAUAUCUCAAGCAGCUACUUACGAGUAUAUUAUUUGAUUAUUUUCAAAAAAACUUAAACUAUUCGGCGUUAAAUUGUUUUAUUUCAAAACAAAUCCAGAAAUUUCGAAAUUAAUCCAGAAAGCAUUGGUUGAGGCCGAUAUGAAUAAAGAAGACUAUUUGUAUAUUUAUAUGCAAGAAGCGGCUUGAUCGGCUUAUAUAGAAGGAUCAAUGCUAUUAGAAGGGAAAUGGUUUCACAGCACUGAUAUUUUUAACUAUAUUGAUAACCUGGUAUAUUGAGGAUCAGUAAUUGUUGGUGGCUUGCUAGCUGAUAAUCCAGUCCAUGGAUCAUAUUCAGGAUACUUUAGCUAUAAAUGAAAUUAA
Molecule: messenger RNA, 867 nt
Organism: Blepharisma stoltei
Lineage: Eukaryota; Ciliophora; Heterotrichea; Heterotrichida; Blepharismidae
Source: the annotation of a GenBank genome assembly